Molecule: messenger RNA, 1463 nt
Organism: Erigeron canadensis
Lineage: Eukaryota; Viridiplantae; Streptophyta; Magnoliopsida; Asterales; Asteraceae
Product: guanylyl cyclase 1-like
Exons: 10
Coding region: 302-1102 (266 amino acids)
Source: RefSeq, a predicted model, not a curated record
GGAAACAGAUACACAUAAAACAAAAUAAAAAUAUAAUAAUAUAAUUGGAAAGAAAGAAAACAAAAAAAGCAAGCAGGGGUUACGUUAAUCCGAAGCAAUUACAGGAAGAAAAGGUUUAAGAUUACAAUAAAUAAAAGGAUUUUAAUCAAAAUCACAGCCUUUUCAGAUCAGACUUUCAAAUCCAAUCCAUAAAGUCAGAGGUUAUUCAUUUUGGAAAGAGCUUGUAGAGACAAAGAUUGGCUACAUGAGUAGAUUCUUUACGACGAAAGUUCGGUGAUUUAGAAACUACAGUUCUUCAUAAAUGUGGUUUUUACCUAUCCUCUUAAAUAAACUACUGAAUGGAGGAUCUACUGAUCAUGAAGAGGCGGAUAGUGUGAAUCUGGUUGAAACCUACAACUAUAAAUCGUCGUUGAGAAAUAAAAAUGACAAGAAAAAAGUAUUGCUGCAGUCACACUUCAUUGAUGUCCCUCAUAUAAAACAAAAACGCAACUGGGAUUGUGGCCUUGCUUGUGUUUUGAUGGUUUUGAGAACCCUUAACAUCAAGCAUUUUGAUUUUGAGGAUUUGGAGGCAUUUUGUCCUACAAUUAGUAUAUGGACAGUGGAUCUGGCUUAUUUACUGCAUAAACUUUCUAUUCGCUUCUCUUACAUCACUGUAACUUUAGGUGCUAAUCCCAAUUUUUCUUUAGAGACAUUCUAUGAGAAACAAUUGACUGAUGAUAUCAUAAGAGUAAAUAUGUUGUUCCAGAGAUCACAGGAAGCCGGGAUAAAUAUCGAGUGCAGGUCGAUAAAGGGAGAUGAAAUUGCCCUGUUGAUAUUAUCAGGAAAGCAUAUUGUGAUUGCCUUAGUUGACCUUUACAUUUUGAGUCAGCCUUGGACAAAGAAAGUUGACAAAUCAGAUCUGGAUAGUAGUUCCUCCAGUUAUACCGGUCACUAUAUUAUCAUAUGUGGUUAUGAUGCUCGUACAGAUGAAUUUGAGAUCCGUGAUCCUGCCAGCUCUAGGUAUCGAGAGACAAUUUCUUCAAGAUGCUUGGAAAAAGCUCGUAUAUCUUUUGGCACAGAUGAAGAUAUCCUCUUGAUACAUCUAGAGAAUACAGAUACUUGAAAACAACACUCAAUGAAUGUUGUUAAAGCGAGGCAAUCAUCAGCCCGAGCAUUAUUGUUCUUUCUUCACAACUACAAAUAUUGAAAGGUCCUUUUCCUAUAUACCUAUCUCAUGUUUAAUAGGGAAUUUUCCUAUAUUGUGAACCACAUUACUUAUUGUAGAGCAAGUACAAGGUUACUUCAUUAUCAUUAUAUAAAAGCUGAACAAAUAUUUGUAAUUUUGGAAUAAUCAAUGGAUACGAUCAAAAGAUUGUAUCCUGGUUCAGCUUCAAGUUUGUUUUGGGUUAUUGUUUAAGUCUUGAUCUGAAAUCUGAAAUACAUACAGUCGAUGCAAUAUUAAGAGAUAUGUAAGAAUUGAUGUA